GUCUCUCUCUCUCUCUCUUUCCGUCCCCUCAUUUUGGUCCUUUUUCCUGGAGGGUUUUCUCUUGUUUCUGCAAUGGGUUCGUUGACUUUCUUGAUUUAAUGUGGCUUAGGAGAGAGGAAAUCAGCAGUUUUUUCCGAUUUUUAGGCUUGUGAUUUGGCGAGCUUUGCGCAUAGAAGAAAAUGUCUUCUCGUUUCUGGGUUCAGAGUGGAAACGACACUGAGGCAGAGGAAGAGAGUGAUAUUGAAGAUGAUGUAGAGAUCGGUGGUGGAGCUGUUGACAUUGCUGGCGCAGCUGAUGGAAGCAAAUACUUGCCAGGGAAUGCUAGUGAUAGUGAUGGUUCUGAUGGUCAGAGGCGUGUUGUCCGAUCUGCCAAGGACAAACGUUUUGAGGAGAUGUCAGCUACUGUUGACCAGAUGAAGAAUGCCAUGAAGAUCAAUGACUGGGUAAGCCUCCAAGAGAGCUUUGAGAAGAUGAACAAGCAGCUUGAAAAGGUUAUCAGGGUCACGGAAUCUGAGAAAGUCCCAACUCUUUAUAUCAAAGCACUUGUAAUGUUAGAAGACUUCUUAAGUGAGGCUUUGACCAACAAGGAUGCGAAGAAGAAGAUGAGUGCUAGCAAUGCAAAGGCGUUGAACUCCAUGAAGCAGAGACUUAAGAAGAACAACAAGCAAUUUGAGGACCUGAUUAGUAAGUACAGAGAAAAACCUGAGAGUGAAGAGGAAGGGGAGCCUGAUGAUCAGUCAGCCGAUGAAGAUUAUUCCGAAACAGAGUUUGAGGAGGACCCAUCAAAAAUUGCAAUCGUGUCAGAUUCUAGUGAUGAAGAUGAGGGUGAAGAUGAAGAGGGUGGUGGAGUUUGGGAGAAGAAGAUGAGUAAGAAAGAUAAACUUAUGGACAAGCAAUUCAUGAAGGACCCCAGUGAGAUCACUUGGGAUACGGUUAAUAAGAAGCUUAAAGAGAUUGUGGCUGCAAGGGGUCGAAAGGGAACUGGAAGGGUUGAGCAGGUUGAGCAGCUUACAUUUUUGACAAAGGUUGCCAAGACACCUGCACAGAAGCUUGAGAUACUUUUCAGUGUUGUUUCUGCACAGUUUGAUGUGAACCCAAGCCUUAGUGGGCACAUGCCCAUUAAUGUCUGGAAGAAGUGUGUGCAGAACAUGCUUGUCAUACUUGAUGUCCUUGAGCAGUAUCCUAACAUUGUGGUGGAUGAUUCAGUGGAGCCUGAUGAGAAUGAGACUCAGAAGGGGGAUGACCAUAAAGGCACAAUUCGGGUUUGGGGAACCUUGGUUGCUUUCUUUGAACGAAUGGAUGCAGAGUUCUUCAAGAGCUUGCAAUGCAUUGAUCCACACACUAGAGAGUAUGUUGAAAGGCUUAGGGAUGAGCCUGUGUUUUCAGUUCUUGCUCAAAAUGUUCAAAACUAUUUGGAAAGGAUUGGGGAUUUCAAGGCUGCUGCAAAGGUUGCAUUAAAGCGGGUGGAGCUUAUCUAUUAUAAGCCCCAAGAGGUUUAUGAUGCAAUGAGAAAACUGGCUGAACAGACAGAAGGUGGAGAGAAUGGGGAAGUGGAUGCUGAAGAGAAUCAAGUGGUCGAAGAAAGCAGGGGCCCCACUGUAUUCAUUGUUACUCCUGAGCUUGUACCUCGAAGACCCUCAUUUCCAGAGAGUAGCAGGACAUUGAUGGAUAUACUUGUUUCGCUCAUAUACAUGUAUGGGGAUGAGAGGACCAAAGCUCGUGCAAUGCUCUGUGACAUAUACCAGCAUGCUAUCUUGGAUGAGUUUGCAACUUCACGUGACCUACUGUUAAUGAGUCACUUGCAGGAUGGUGUCCAGCAUAUGGACAUUUCAUCUCAGAUUCUUUUCAAUAGGGCUAUGGCACAACUUGGUCUGUGUGCAUUCAGAGUUGGACUAAUCUCUGAAGCACACAGUUGCCUUUCUGAACUCUAUACUGGUGGAAGGGUAAAGGAGUUGCUUGCACAGGGAGUCUCACAAAGUCGUUAUCAUGAGAAGACUCCAGAACAGGUAAUCUUAUCUUUGUCAAUUAUUUAUUAUUUACUUUUGUGCCUCCGCUUGCGUGCUUAUUUGUUGUGAAAGUCCAAUCCUCGA
Messenger RNA from Macadamia integrifolia, 2090 nucleotides. RefSeq names its product eukaryotic translation initiation factor 3 subunit C-like. Gene Ontology annotation, biological process: translational initiation. Gene Ontology annotation, cellular component: eukaryotic translation initiation factor 3 complex. Lineage: Eukaryota; Viridiplantae; Streptophyta; Magnoliopsida; Proteales; Proteaceae. Bases 180 to 2075 code for a protein of 631 amino acids. The record is from RefSeq and is a predicted model, not a curated record. Gene Ontology annotation, molecular function: RNA binding; translation initiation factor binding; translation initiation factor activity. The transcript is spliced from 3 exons.